Trichoderma harzianum CBS 226.95 is the source of this 1264-nucleotide messenger RNA. RefSeq lists its product as hypothetical. NCBI's taxonomy places the organism in Eukaryota, Fungi, Ascomycota, Sordariomycetes, Hypocreales, Hypocreaceae. Gene Ontology annotation, biological process: fatty acid beta-oxidation. The record is from RefSeq and is a predicted model, not a curated record. Gene Ontology annotation, molecular function: enoyl-CoA hydratase activity. Gene Ontology annotation, cellular component: mitochondrion. Bases 200 to 1159 code for a protein of 319 amino acids. The transcript is spliced from 2 exons.
GCCAAAUGGAACAACCACCGACACAAGCCGCGCUAGAAAAUUAAGCUCGGCUCAUUCGCAUCGACGUCACCUUUAAGCCGAAGCCGUCAACACCAAAACCUCCAAGCUACUUUCAAUCAUCCUUCUCCCGCCAGCUCUUUCAAAUUCCCCCAAUUGAGUUCUCCCCAGUUCCAAUCUCCCCCCAGAAAUCACCGCCGAAAUGCCUCCUCGAUUCCGCUUCGCAAUCUCCUCCUCUCCCUCCUUCACCCUCCGCCGCCUCUAUUCCACCGCGGAGCCCCUCAUCCGCGUCACCAACCUUCCCGCAGCUUCAAGCGGCCACAUCCGCAUCCUCGAGCUCAACCGGCCCAAGGCCCGAAACGCAAUCUCCAAGGAUCUGCUAGCCUCUCUACGCGCGGAGAUCCACGACGUGCAGGGCCAGUACGGCCCCGAUGGGGAGGAGGUUGCUCCCCCACAGCGCUUCGGCGGAGCGGCUGGCGUGGACGAGAAGGGCCCUACGAGAGCUCUGAUUAUCGCCAGUGCUGUCGAUACGUGCUUCUGCGCGGGUGCCGACUUGAAGGAGCGACGAGGCUUUACCCAGGAAGAAACCGCCAAGUUCCUCUCCGACCUGCGAGGCGCCUUCACCGACCUCUCCAACCUCCAAAUUCCCACAAUCUCCGCAAUCUCCUCCCUCGCCCUCGGCGGUGGCCUCGAGCUCGCUCUCUCCACCCACUUCCGCGUCCUCUCCUCCAACGCCACCGUCGGUCUCCCAGAAACCAGGCUCGGCAUCAUCCCCGGCGCCGGCGGCACCUUUCGCCUGCCCGCCAUCGUCGGCCUCUCCCGCGCCCGCGACCUCAUCCUCACCGGCCGCCGUGUCGCCGCUCCGGAGGCUUACUUCCUCGGCAUUGCUGAUCGCCUCGUCGAGGUUCUGCCCGAGGACGAGCGGGAUGGCGCUGAUAUCUUGCAGACGGCCCGCAAGUCUGCGCUCUCAGAGGCCGUCAGGCUGGCGCAGGAAAUCUGCGAGGGAGGCCCCAUUGCUAUCCGCGCUGGAUUGCAGGCCGUCGCCUGGGCUAGGGAAGAGAAGGAAAAUGAAAUGUACAAGAGGGUUGUCAACACCGAGGACAGAAACGAAGCCCUGAGAGCAUUCCAGGACAAGCGAAAGCCUGUCUUCAAGGGACGGUAAUCUGGGGACAGAGUAGAAAAAUCAAAUUAAAAGCGAGAACAAAAUACACAAGCAAGACAAAGUCCAAACGGAGUAAACAAUAACAAUGCAGAUACUAAUCGCGGG